CAAGGUUCUGGAGACCCACAGAGGGCCCAUACUGUCCUCCCGAGACUCCUGUUUGGGAGGGCAACUCACAUCGGGGAACUGUGCCCCAGGACAGGAUGCAAAGGCACAACAGAGAUGGCAGAAUCCUGAUGUCUGUGCUCUUAAAGGAGGCAUGAAAACAAACGGGCAGGCUGGGCACAGUGACUCACGCCUGUAAUCCCAGCACUUUGGGAGGCCCACGUGAGUAGAUUGCUUGAGGUCAGGAGUUUGAUAACAGCCUGGCCAAUGGUGACACCCCAUCUCUGCUAAAAAUCCAGAAAAUUAGCCGGGCAUGUUGGCAGGCACCUGUAAUCCCAGCUACUUGAAGCCGGGAGGCAGCCUGGGCUACAGAGCAAGACUUUGUCUCAAAAAAAAAAAUUAAAAACUUUUUAAAAAAUACUUGCUCGGGCCACACCCCAGAUUGAUAAGUCAGAGUUUCUUGGAGGUUCUGUUUUUCGGUUUUCUUUUUUUUAGAUGGAAUUUUGCUCUGUCACCCAGACUGGAGUGCAGUGGCGCCAUCUCGGCUCACUGCAACCUCCGCCUCCUGGGUUCAAGCGAUUCUCCUGCCUCAGCCUCCCGAGUAGCCAGGAUUACAGGCAUGCGCCACCACGCCGAGCUAAUUUUUGUAUUUUUAGUAGAGAUGGGGUUUCUCCAUGUUGCCCAGGCUGGUCUUGAACUCCCAACCUCAGGUGAUCCGCCCGACUCAGCCUCCCAAAGUGCUGGGAUUACAGGCGUGAGCCACAUCGCCCGACCACCAGUUCUUUUUUUUUUUUUUUUUUUUUAACUGUUGAGGCAAUUCCAACAUGUGCUCAAACUGAAAACCAGGGCUCUCUACUCUCUUACCAGGUGUUUUCUCCCUUUGUCUACCGUGACAGAGAUUACCGAUCUCCUGUGGGCGCUGAGCCCUGUGGUCAGGACUUGUCCUUAUCUGGCCAGUCCUCGGCACCACAAGUGACUGCCUUCACCCCCUCUUGGCUCCUGUCUCUGUCUCCUGGUUCCUCUUCUCUCUACUACCUCUAACCUCUCUAACCUGUGGGAAUCUGGUGUGUCCUCGGGUCCUCAGACCCCCUCACUCCUCCAGAACUGCAAAGCUUUUUUUUUUUUUUUUUUUUUUUUUGAGAUGGAGUCUCUCUCUGUCACCCAGCAUGGAGUACAGUGGCGUGAUCUUGACUCUGCAACCUCCGCCUUCCGGGUUCAAGUGAUUCUCCCACCCCAGCCUCCCAAGCAGCUGGGACCACAGGCGUGCACCAUCACACCCGGCUAAUUUUAUAUUUUUUAUAGAGAUAGAGUCUUGCUACGUUGCCCAAGCUGGUCUUGAACUCUUGGGCUCAAGUGAUCCUCCUGCCUCAGCCUCCCAAAGUGUUAGGAUUACAGGCGCGAGCCACGGUGUGUGGCCCAGGUGCAAGGCCUUUGACACCACUCACCCACCGACCCCCAAAUCUGCUGUACCAGCUGAGCUUUCUGCCCAGGGCGGCAGCCUGGGGCCUCCAUGGCCUAUGUGAUAUCUGCCCCAGAACAGGCCGAGGAGGACUGAUCCCUUGAGGUCAGGAGUUUGAGACCAGCCUACCCAACAUGGUGAAACCCCUUCUCUACUAAAGAUACAAAAACUAGCCAGGAGUGGUGGUGCAUGCCUGUAAUCCCAGCUACUCAGGAGGUUGAUGCAAGAGAAUUGCCUGAACCCGGGAGGCAGAGGUUGCAGUGAGCCGAGAUGGCACCAUGGCACUCCAGCCUGGGCGACAGGGCGAGACUCAGUCUCAAAAAAAAAAGAAGUGGCUGGCAGGAUCUGGAGACAGACUGGAGCCUCCCCACCUCCUUCCCUUCCUCCUCUGCCCUCCCCCGCCCCACCUCUAGCAGCCCCCACCCUGUGUGCUGACCGUGGAGCAGAAGCCACAGUCACUUCCUGAAGGCAGCGGCCCCAGCUCGGGUCCCACUCAUCCCGUGGCCCAUCACCUGCCUGCAGCCAUGGAGAGCCAUCAGGACUUCCGGAGCAUCAAAGCAAAGUUCCAGGCCUCUCAGCCGGAGCCCAGCGACCUGCCCAAAAAACCCCCGAAGCCUGAGUUCAGUAAACUCAAGAAGUUCUCCCAGCCUGAGCUAAGCGAGCACCCCAAGAAGGCCCCGCUGCCUGAGUUUGGUGCAGUGUCCUUGAAGCCCCCGCAGCCUGAGGUCACUGACCUCCCCAAGAAGCCCCCACAGCCUCAGUUCACUGACCUCCCCAAGAAGCCCCCACAGCCUCAGUUCACUGACCUCCCCAAGAAGCCCCCGCCGCCUGAGGUCACUGACCUCCCCAAGAAGCCCCCGCCGCCUGAGGUCACUGACCUCCCCAAGAAGCCGUCCAAACUGGAGUUCAGUGACCUCUCCAAGAAGUUCCCACAGCUGGAGGCCACUCCAUUUCCAAGGAAGCCCCCACAGCCUGAGGUCGUUGAGGCCUCUUUGAAGGCCUCGCUGCCAGAGCCUGGUGCGCCGGCCCGGAAACCCCUGCAGCCCGACGAGCUCAGUCACCCCGCCAGAACCCCCUCCGAACCCAAAUCCGGCGCAUUCCCCAGGAAGCUCUGGCAACCCGAGGCUAGUGAGACUACCCUGAGGCCCCCGCAGCCUGAGUUGAGUACCUUUCCCAAGAAGCCCGCGCAGCCUGAGUUCAACGUGUACCCCAAAAAGCCUCCGCAGCCUCAGCUCGGUGGCCUCCCUAAGAAGUCCGUGCCGCAGCCUGAGUUCAGCGAGGCGGCUCAGACCCCCCUCUGGAAGCCUCAGUCCGGCGAACCAAAGCACGACUCCAGCGCCUUUCCCAGAAAGGCCUCCCAGCCUCCUCUGAGUGACUUUCCCAAGAAGCCUCCGCAGCCUGAGCUUGGGGACCUCACCAGGACCUCCUCAGAGCCCGAAGUCAGCGUGCUUCCCAAGAGGCCGCGGCCGGCCGAAUUCAAAGCACUCUCCAAGAAGGCCCCGCAGCCCGAGCUGGGCGGCCUCCCCAGGACCUCCUCAGAGCCCGAGUUCAACUCACUCCCCAGGAAGUUGCUGCAGCCGGAGCGCGGGGGGCCACCCCGCAAGUUCUCACAGCCUGAGCCCAACGCUGUCCUCAAGAGACACCCGCAGCCUGAGUUCUUCGGUGAUCUCCCUCGAAAGCCUCUACUCCCCAGCUCCGCUUCAGAGAGCUCACUGCCUGCGGCCGUGGCCGGCUCCAGCUCCCGGCACCCGCUCAGCCCUGGGUUUGGAGUCGCUGGGACACCCCGCUGGAGGUCAGGAGGCCUUGUUCACAGUGGAGGGGUCAGGCCAGGCCUCAGACCCAGCCAUCCACCCCGGCGGAGGCCUCUGCCCCCUGCUAGCAGCCUGGGACCCCCUCCAGCCAAGCCCCCGCUGCCCCCGGGCCCCGUGGAUAUGCAGAGCUUUCGGAGACCCUCUGCAGCAUCCGUAGAUCUACGGAGGACCCGCUCGGCCGUGGGGCUCCACUUCCAGGCCCGACAGCCUGAAGACAUCCCGCAGGUCCCAGAUGAGAUUUACGAGCUGUACGACGACGUGGAACCCGGAGAUGACUCCAGCCCCAGCCCCAAGGGCAGAGAUGAAGCACGCUCGGUUCAGCAAGCCGCCAGGAGACCACCACAAGACCCAGCGCUCAGGUGCCAUGGGCAGAGGGUGUGGGUGGAUGUGGGGGCGAGCUCCAGGAACCCCCAGAGGAGCACACCUUGCUCACGAGCACACAAUUCCUUGGUGUGGGGUAUCAGGAAGGAGAAGGAUCCCCAGCCACAGCAGUUGCCACCCAUGGACCCAAAGUUGCUGAAGCAGCUGAGGAAGGCUGAGAAGGCCGAGAGGGAGUUCCGGAAGAAGUUCAAGUUUGAAGGGGAGAUCGUGGUUCACACGAAGAUGAUGAUCGACCCCAACGCUAAGACGCGUCGUGGGGGCGGCAAGCACCUCGGGAUCCGGCGCGGGGAGAUCCUGGAGGUGAUCGAGUUCACCAGCAACGAGGAGAUGCUGUGCCGGGACCCCAAGGGCAAAUAUGGCUAUGUGCCCAGAACAGCGCUCCUGCCCCUGGAGACGGAGGUGUACGAUGAUGUCGACUUCUGCGACCCCCUGGAAAACCAACCACUCCCCCUGGGACGGUAAGACUGGUAGGUGUGGGGCCAGGACAGCCAGCCAGCCAGCCAGCCCAGCACCCGCUCACCCAGGAGCCCUGGAUCCCGGCGCGGGAGUCACAGAGCUGUCCAGGCUUGUACCUGGCCACAUAAAGCCCCAGUUUAAAGCA
Symphalangus syndactylus (siamang) is the source of this 4249-nucleotide messenger RNA. It is a transcript of the gene PRAM1, whose product is annotated as PML-RARA regulated adaptor molecule 1. Gene Ontology annotation, cellular component: plasma membrane. Gene Ontology annotation, molecular function: protein binding. Gene Ontology annotation, biological process: T cell receptor signaling pathway; integrin-mediated signaling pathway; protein localization to plasma membrane. NCBI's taxonomy places the organism in Eukaryota, Metazoa, Chordata, Mammalia, Primates, Hylobatidae. The record is from RefSeq and is a predicted model, not a curated record.